Oldenlandia corymbosa var. corymbosa is the source of this 1554-nucleotide messenger RNA. The record is from the annotation of a GenBank genome assembly. Lineage: Eukaryota; Viridiplantae; Streptophyta; Magnoliopsida; Gentianales; Rubiaceae.
AUGGUCACUGAGGAGGAAUUGGAACACAUAAUUGGGAGAUUGUCAUUACGGGAGAAUGAAUCUGUCCAGCAUUCUACAAAUUCUUUAAGCUUCACUCGUAUUGAUCCAUUCCUCACUGUUGUUGGAAAACUCCACUGUCCAAGAGUGGUUUCUCAUGAUGCAAUCGGAACUCAUUGUCGCAAUAUAUGGUUAAACAGGCUCGGAUUUACAGUCAGGCCAGUGGGGGAGAACUUGGUUCAUUUCAAGUUUAAUGACCGUAUUGAUCGUGCUAGAGUUCUUCAUGGUGAACCGUGGUUGCUUGUUCGGAAACAUCUUCUGGUCCUCAAGCCUGAUGAUGAUCUGUCUGCGGAUUUUCGCAUCUGCCCUUGGUGGAUUCAACUCCAUCACUGUCCAUUGUACUUAAUGAAUGAGGACUUUGCCAUCUUUGCCGGAAAUUUAAUUGCCCAGUUUAUGGAGAUAUUUACGGAUGCAGACCGCAAUUGUAUUGGCCGUUUUCUUCGCAUUAAGGUUAAUAUUGAUAUUCAAAAGCCUCUAAUGCAAGUCCUGCAAUUUGAGCAUGAUGCCUCUCUUCUUAGCCCGUAUCUUGUCACUGUUCCAAUGUUGUUGGAUACUCCAGCUCGUAAAGCAGCGCGCAGAUUCAACACAGCUCAUAAUCGCAUACUCCAAAAUGCUCCAGUAGACGUUCCAUCUGUUCAAACAGGAAAACGUAAAUGGUGUGUUGAAGAUUUUGAUGGUCAAGACUUUCAAAUGAUUGAUGUUGAGGUUAUAGGAAAGGAGUCGCGUACGGAGUGUGUCACUAUUUCAGAGGAUUUUUCUGUAGCAAUUGAAUCUAUGGAUGGCGGCUUCACUCACCAAACCAUGGCAAAUUCAAUCAGACCUGCUAGCGUUCAAGAUCCUCUUUGGAAGCGUCUGUGGAAACUGAAGUUGCCAAGUCGUACUCUUCUGUUCAUUUGGAGGCUUUGCACCAACUCGUUACCAACAUCAACAAAUUUAGCCUCAAGACAUUUAACAGUUGACCUUGAUUGUCCCUUUUGCCAUCAAUCUUCUCUGGAUAGCUGUCCUACUUUCUUCUACUGUCCGUUCGCUGUACAGACCUUCAGGAUUGCUGGAAUCCAUCAACAAAUCCUAGAGUUUAGAAGGUCGCUUAGCGAGUUAUGGACUAGAGCCAUCUUCCUGAAUGCUCAAUUUACAUCAGCUGCUUUCUUUGCAGCCUUACUUUCGGGUAUCUGGCAGGCUCGCAAUUCUUUCUUGUUUGAGCAGAAAAUUAUCUCUGCUUGGUCUAUGGUUCUUCAAGCUAGCAGGGUAGUCUAUGAUUUCUCUAAGAUCAAUGGAAGAUCAGCUAAUCCUGAGCACGUAUCCUCGGUGUUUCCUCUCUUCCAACCACCACCAGAUGAUGCUGUGAAGGUAUACUUCGAUGGGGCAAUUUCAAGUUCCAGGAGAUGCGCUGGCGCUGGAAUAUUUAUACAAGCUCCAGAUGGUCACUUUAUUCAUGGAAUGGCAAGACAAUUUCCGGAUAUUUUCGACUCAAAUCUGGCAGAGGCCCUGGUUUUCUGA